This is a messenger RNA of Drechmeria coniospora, 6087 nucleotides long. RefSeq lists its product as uncharacterized. The transcript is spliced from 5 exons. The record is from RefSeq and is a predicted model, not a curated record. Lineage: Eukaryota; Fungi; Ascomycota; Sordariomycetes; Hypocreales; Ophiocordycipitaceae. Bases 1 to 6087 code for a protein of 2028 amino acids. Gene Ontology annotation, molecular function: protein binding; nucleosome binding. Gene Ontology annotation, cellular component: nucleus; HIR complex. Gene Ontology annotation, biological process: chromatin organization.
AUGCCUGCUUUUCAGGCCAUCAACAUCGAGGCCGAGGAAAACGUCGACGAAAAAGUCGACACAACCAAGGAGCUUCACGUCGACGAGGCCCUUAAGCGCUUCCAGGCCGCCUUGAAACUCCACGCCCAAGGCCCUCGAUCCCGCGAAGCCGCCGGCGCCGCCUACGAAGAACUGUUCGAAUCCAAGAUCUUCGAGUACCAAGAGGCGAGGAGCGACUACGAACGAGCUGAACGUCACGCAGAAGGCCGACCCGAGCUCACGGCGCUCGAGUCCUUCUGGGCCGGGCUCAGCAUUGACGCCGGCGGUGAAGCAGAGGGCGUUGCGGCCAAUCUUUCCCAGGCGCUCUAUAUUUCAUACAAAAACUACGGCCAGUUUUUUCUGGACAAGAUCAAGGAUGCUUCCAGUCGCAGUGCCGAGUGGAGGACCAAGGCACGAAUUCGCUACCAUGACGACGACGCAAACAAGGUCAUGGAUAACUGGUCGGCCGCCCUGGACCAAGACCCGUCGGACCCCGAGCUAUGGAGAAAGAUGGGCCGCUUUGCGGCCUCCAUGAACAGCGGCAGGAUCAAGCGCUAUUGCUUGGAAGCCGCCGUCGAGCUGGACGACGACCCGGCGGUCACAGAAAUCAACCCCCCCUCGCUCGCCGAAGGAUUUGCGGGAGAGCAGCUCAAGGACUACCUGAACGUUCUUGACGAUUCCAUUGCAAUAUCGCACCCAGUCAUGGCUCCAUGGAUGGACAAGGCGAUUCCCGAUUGGUUCAAACGACACAUCGAUCCUAUUUCCACCUUGCCUGAUCCCACCGCCACUCUGACACCGCCGCCUUCAAGUCCCUUGCUCAAGCCCAUCGAUGGCGCCGAUACCGAUGAAACACUUCCAGAGGCUAUAUCGUCGUGGACCGACUUUGGAAUGGAGUUGCUCAAGUGCCAAAACGACACCGACGGCGCCCUGCGUGCCUGCCGGCUGGUUUUGAAGGCAGCACUGGACAACAAGAUGGACGUGGAUACAGAAAGCAUCAAAGAAACAUCCCAAGAUGCAGAGAAGCUCGCGAGUUUGGAAAUAAAGGCAGGGGGUGACGUGAAAAUGAUGGACGAGGCAGAGCGACAGGCCACCCGCCCGACCGACGAUGGCUCGAAACGUUCGGAUCCUCCAAAAGACGGCGAAAGCUCCUCCAUGUCGACGAGAAAACGAUCGCAAUCCACGGCCGGCCUGCAAGAUGGAGCGGAGGAAGAGACCGGUGCCGAGAAGAGAAGCAAGCGGGUACGAAGGAGAACGGAGGCCAGGGAUGCCGAGGAGACGACGGACCCCAGCGUUUUAAUCGCCAACCAGAUCAAGCCUUACCAAGAGGCUGAUUUAAACCUCUUUCAGACAACGAAAAGUAUGUUUGAAAGUCUUGGCAUCGACGACAAGGAUACACUCGGUUGCUUGCAAGAACUCUUGGAGUCGUGUGCCACCGAGGACCGGACGUCGACGAUAACUCGACAAGCUGGCAAGGACCUGCGAAGCGUCAUGACAGGUUUCAGCGAGGAGACAGCGAUGGUGCUUCUGAACAAGAAGGAACAAGCGACGUUGGGUUUGUCCUCGUUCCUCGAACACACCAAGUCAGGUUCGCAGGAGGAACCCGCGGUGCCGACUUUCGGCGAAGCCCAAGGACUUGGACAGUUUGCCGACAUGGUGGUCAAGCAUGACAGUUGGAUGACAAGUGACGACAUCUCCUUUGAGUGGGUGCGAGCCUUUAGCGAGUCAUACGCCACCAGCAAAUGGCCAGACCCGAUCAAAGUCGCCGUCGUUCAAAUGCUCAAUCGCGUCGAUCCCGUUCUGCACCAACGCAUCACUGACGAAUUGGAGCUGCAUUCCGGAUCUCCCGAGAAACUGGUGCGUCUGGAAGCGCUCAUCGAAAUGUUAUUCGAGCUUCACAUCGACAUAUACGAGCGAAUCACGAACCCCAGCAGUGUCGUCGAUUAUGCCACCCGCAUGUCAACCAAGUAUCGCCUCGACAGAUGGCUAGAUGUUGCCUCGACGUACGUCCGUCUUCAGGGCCGACCUAGCACGGACCCUCUCUGUGUGCGCUUUCUAUGGGGGUCGGUCAUGACGUCCUCCUUGGCCGAGAAUCCUGCCCGGGAGCACAUCCGGCUGCUGUGGACAUCGCUACGAGACUUCUUGUCUGCACAUCCUGAGAUCCAGGCCAUAUAUCUACCAAACAACGUGGUCAUGCCCACUAUCUCGACCGCAGCGGCUGACCGAGAGAUAUCGAAACUCACUACCAUGGACUUCUUCCUCGGUCUUUUCCAGGAAGAAGUGGAGGAUCCUGUCCAUGUGAUCGAAACUCUGGAGCCCGUUCUCAAUCCCUCCUCCGUCUUCAUGUCCGCGAAAUCGUCAGAUGGCGUUUCCGAUGACGAUGCAUCGACGGAUGCCGAGGUGCCGGCAGGCCUGCCAUUAUCGGAAUGUGCCGCCCAAGACAUGCGUGAUCUGUGGAAGUUUCUUGACGGCAGCAGUACCGAGCUACGGCUCUUCCUGUGGUCGCGGCUUGGGGACGCGUACGCCUCCAUCAAGUACCCUACGAAAAGAUUUUCCUGUCUUCUGAAGAGCAUCGAGCUGAUUGUCACUGACCUCGAGAGUGACACGUACGCGAAGACGCCAGACGGCCCCCGGAAGCUCCUCUUCAUGCGAACCCUCAAAACGCUCGACGACCUCCUCAUUCAGGCAUUGACCUCGGGACUCAAUGACGGCAAUGCAUUCGACAUCAUCGAUGACGAGCAUCUCAAGUCGAGCGCCUGCGCCAUCGCCAAGGUGAGCUGCAUGCUCCAUGUUGCGCCGUUGUGCGAAGACGAAGUCCGACUCGGCAUGGCCACCGCACCGUCGAACAACAGCACGUUCAUGUCCCUGGUAAACAAGUUGCGCGAGAUGCAGGUCCGUUCUUGGUCCCUGCAGUAUGCCAUGCUCAAGGCCGGUCUGCGAGAGGAUGUCGAUUCGCGUCAGAACGACUUGACCGAAUUCCUUGCCGUCGUCCACCAGGCCAUCGGCUUGCGCAAGUUCUGCAAGUCGUCCAACAAGGUAUUCCUCAAGAUGAUGCGCCUGGAGCUGCUCAAGUUCGACAGCGUCGAGACGUGGGAGGAUCACCUUGGGCAAGUCGUCUACGACCUCAACGGAUUGAAGCUGGGCGUGGGUAUUGGUGAGGUGCAGGACCACGGCUGUCCGUAUGAGAAGCUCGAAAAGCGACAAGCGAUGCAGCUGGUGAAAAGAGUCAUGUUCCUUGCCAACCGCAUGCCGAUGAAGGAUCUUCUCAAGUCGGAUUUGAAGACGACCAUAGAACACAUGCAGCAGACCAUCGGGCAGCCAAAGUCGACGCCGCAGAUGAUUCACAACCUGCGCAGCUUCACCGAGUUUCUCAAGAAGCCUAUACACCCCUUGCGCAUAUACCAGGCCCUGUCGGGCGGCGUGACCGCAGACUCGGUCGGCGCCAACAUACCCGAGGCCGUCCUGGCCAAGCACGGGUGGUUCUUCCUCCUUGGCAUGAUUGCCCUGACAAAGUUCAAGGGUGUCGAGUUAAACCGCCGGCAGACGCCCGGUGCUACGGAUGAUUUGCGAAUCGGCGCCACGUUUUUGAGAUUGCAGCUGCAGUUUACCGCGGACAACUGGGAAUCCUGGUUCCGUCUCGCCGAGUGCUUCGACUACGAGCUCGACGAAUCGGUGCUGUGGUCGGCUGACAAGAUGAACAAGGACCGCGCAGAGCUGGUCAAAUUCCAGCGCAGCGCCAUCCACUGUUACACUCUGGCCUUGUCCCACUCACGACACAUAGAUAUUGCCGUAACCGACGGUGACCCUCUGCAUGACUUGUACCACAAGUUCGCUAUGCGCAUGUACUCAUCCAGCCGGGAGCCGUUUGCCAUGGAGCCGUUUCAGCAUUCUGACCAAGAGCGCUUCUUCAUCGAGAGCAUGGGGGCGGGCACGUUCAAGAAUAUCAUUCACGAGCAAAUGUCCGACUACAAGGUCUGGAAGUUCGCCGCCCAGCUCUUCCGGAUGGCCAUGAAGAGGAACCCAAGAAACUGGAAAAAUCCAUACAUGCUCGCUAAAUGCUACUGGAAGAUGUAUAAAACCCCUUCGGAGAAAUUGGACAAGUCGGACAAGCCUGUGGAUAGAAAGGUUGUCAUUGACAGCCUUAAAAGGUCAAUCGAGGUGGCCAUGGGCGAGAGGCGGUCGCGCAGUAGCGAUCCGAUCCUGGAACCUCACUACAAGAUGGCCUCGGUGUUGCACAAAAUGGUGACGCAGGGCGACAUGCCCGCCAAAGACGCCGCGUCGAUCCUCUCCGAACAGCCGUUUGGCGUUGCCGUCAACCCGGAGGACCAUUACGCAUCCUUCUUGGAGACGGCGGACUGGGAAGAGUACAUCAUACCCAACUUAAUCAAGCUCAAAGACAAGGACAAGUCCAACUGGCACCACCGGAUUGUUAUUCGGCAUGCCAGAAUCGUUUUCGACGAGGCCAAUCUCAACGAAAGCAACGACGGCCAGGUGGAAGCCCAGGCGGCCUUUACCAUCCUCAGAGAAAACAUGUUUACCAAGACCAUGGUGAUGAGCUUUAAAGUUGAGCCUGCGUCCGACGACGCGUUCAAGUCGCUGUCGAACGAGGAGUUUGAGAUCAUCGGCGAGAGGAUCAGCACGUGGGCGGCCGGCGACGGGCCACACAUUGCAGCGCUUAGUUGCAUGAAAGAAGCCGUCGAGCUGAAGAAGCUGAACUCGAACCUCAUGAAGGUGACGCCGAUCGACGAUCUGAUUAACGACUGCUACACCACCAUCUAUCUCGAUAUCGCAGGUAGCCUUCCCGGCAUGGAGCCAAGCCGCGUCAUAGCCGAGCGAAACCAGGCGAAGGAGAUCGCAGCGCAGCUAGAAGCCGUCGCGCAGGCUGACGCGAAGCAACCCAAGUCGACUAGCGACACGCCGCAUGUGAACAGCGGCCAGAACGGCGUGACGGAGACGGCGACGCCACUUGAUGCCGAAAAGGCGGAAACCGUGCCGCGAGCGCGGCGGGCAGUUAGGAGACCAGAUAUCCUGCGCAAGGCCGAGCAGGCCGUCACCCGUGCGAUGGAUACGCCCAAGACAGCGUCCAAGAGUCGAGUGAGCAGCGUGACGAGCAAGCGAGGCAGCCAGACGCCCGCUGCGGCUGUGAGCGGUGCUCGCAGCGACGAUGACGGGCCAGACGCACAGGUCCGCCGGGAGGCAGGGGAGGACUUUGAUGAAGGGUUGCGCGAUGCGGGAACACGCAAAGGCUCGCGAGCUAGAAGGGAUACGGCACUAGGCAGCGGCCAGGACUCGGCGGACGACAGUGACCUUAGUGAUGUCCCCGAGGGAUAUGACGAAGACGUCCCGCCAGGUCUUUUGUUUCCGAAUCUCGGCCGCUCCCGGCCGAACGGGGGGAUGAGUGGCGAAGAAGCUGACAGCGAGAGCGAAGGGGAUGAGGAGGUUGAGGAGACAAUGGAGCAGAAAAUCGACCCUCUUGGUCUUCACAGAGGGCACGACGGCCGGGAGGAGGAAGAGGAGGAAGCAGAAGGUGACGAGGAGGUCGAUGAAGUAGUUGGGGAAGAAGGUAAUGAGGACAUCAACGAGGAAGCCGAUGAAGAAGUCGACGAUGAGGUUGAAGAGGAAGUUGAAGAGGAUGACGAAGAGGAUGAAGAGGAAGCAGGCGAAAAAGCUGCAGAAUUACGUGAAGGUGUAGACGAAGGCGAUGGCGAUGAAGGCGAAGAGGGAGGCGAUGAGGAAGGCGAAGAGGAAGGCGAAGACGAUGAUGGAGACGAAGAGGACGAGGACGAAGCGGAAGACGAAGUGGAUGAGGCAGACGAAGUGGAAGAGGGAGAGGAAGACGAAGAGGAUGAUGCAGAUGGAGAGGGGGAUGGAGACGGAAACGGAGAUGAAGACGAAGACGAAGACGCAGAUGAUGGAGAUGAAGACGAAGAGGAUGACGACGAGAGAGGACAAGGCGAUGACGAAGGUGACGAUGAAGGCGAUGGGUCCGAAGGCGAAGAGGUUGGCCCCGAAGACAUCGAGAUGACGGACGCAGUUGGAGAGCGGGAGUCAGAUACUGAGAGCUGCGUGUGA